Messenger RNA from Populus nigra (black poplar), 653 nucleotides. RefSeq names its product cytochrome b-c1 complex subunit 6-1, mitochondrial-like. The record is from RefSeq and is a predicted model, not a curated record. Lineage: Eukaryota; Viridiplantae; Streptophyta; Magnoliopsida; Malpighiales; Salicaceae. The transcript is spliced from 5 exons. Gene Ontology annotation, biological process: mitochondrial electron transport, ubiquinol to cytochrome c. Bases 197 to 406 code for a protein of 69 amino acids.
UCAUGGCCCAAAAAGAACGGGCCCAGUCCAGGCCAGAAUCUCCUGCAGUAACUAGCAAACUAAGAUCAGGAGAGGCAUUAUUUUCAAAAUCGAACAACGAACAAUCACGCCGCCGAUCUCUGUUAUCUAUCUCUCUCCCCCACUAACACUAACCAGAGAGGGAACACCGCGAAUUGUCAUAUCUUAAUUCUAUUACAUGGCGGACGAAGAACUCGUUGAUCAAAAGAAGUAUCUUGAGGACUCUUGCAAGCCUAAGUGUGUGAAGCCUCUACUUGAAUAUGAGGCAUGUGUUAAGAGAGUUGAAGGAGAUGACAGCAGCCAGAAACAUUGUACAGGGCAGUACUUUGACUACUGGUUCUGUAUUGAUAAAUGCGUUGCACCAAAGCUACUCUCUAAACUGAAGUGAUAUGGAAGCUGUCAGGACACCACUUUCAUUUCCUAUCCGUAUGUUUUGCUUUGCUACCCUAGUUGACAUUUCUCAGAUGUUAUUUGGCUGAUUCGUGCCAACCCUUCCUCAUUUUGAUGAGGAAAACCUUUUGAAUUGGAAUAACAGAGGAUUCUUUUAGAUGGACUUGGAAGACUGCAUAAAAAUGUCAAUAAAAGGAGUGAUUCUGCCCUGCUGUAACUACGGGCAAUCAUGUUUGGAACAAUAA